Molecule: messenger RNA, 3101 nt
Organism: Daldinia decipiens
Lineage: Eukaryota; Fungi; Ascomycota; Sordariomycetes; Xylariales; Hypoxylaceae
Exons: 1
Coding region: 241-3081 (946 amino acids)
Cellular component (GO): nucleus
Molecular function (GO): histone binding; protein heterodimerization activity
Source: RefSeq, a predicted model, not a curated record
CGGAACCUUAACCUAUACCUAUUAUUCUAUUGUCUGAUAAGAUACGGACGCGCUUAUCCACAUUCAUACAUUCAUAGACGCGUUCAUCAUCAAAGCAGCAGUUGCAUAUAUCGAAUUAUGAACCUUUUCAUUUCACCUUUUAUCUUCUUUUUAGAGACUGCAUAAGACGGAUGAAAUUGCAGCCGACAAACUCAUCUCGAUACGUGCCGGAUAUUUAGCCAUGGAAGGGUAACCGGAAUCAUGGAACCACCUUCAAAGAGACCGAGACUCGGGCUAGCCCCUUAUGAUGAUGAUGACGAUGAUGAAGCAAAUAUAGAUGAGCUCUCUAUGAGCCCCACCCAGUUUGAUGCCAGACAAGACCCUCUUUACCAACUUGAUAAGGGGAGGGCCAAGGCUGCGACGAGACUAAAGUCAGCCUUUGAACGUAUCUUUGAAAAGUAUGGAAGGGAUUUCACCGGCGUCGGUGAUGAGAUUGAUCUUGAGACCGGAGAGGUAAUCGUCAAUAAUGGACAUCUUCUAUCUCUGGACGACGAGAAAGAUCGAAAUAGGGAGGGUUCCGUCUUAAGUAAUGAAGAUGAAGGAAUUAUGAAAGGGAAGGAUAUCCGGCCGAUAGAAGACACUGGCUCUAAGUCUUUGAUACCGACUAAACCAGCAAUACAUGGUCCUUCUCCAGGGCUACAUACCGGGCCGAAUCAACACAUCAUGCCCGGCGAGUUCAAUCAUCAGCUCCUAUAUCCUGGGAUGCAGUUAGAUCCAUUUGGUUCCCCUGAUCCGUUCAUGUUUGGACCUCCAAUGUUCGGUAGUAGCUCUGUUGAUCCGCUCUGGCAAUCCCCGGAGCUUCCACUACCUAUCUAUCAGGAUAGGUUUGGAUUUGUUGGCCAGUCCAUGGGGUAUCACAAUCAACUUGGAUAUGGGCCAUCAAUAGCACCAGGGGGUUAUAAUAAUGGUUUCCUCGGUCCUCCUUUUCACCAUCAGAUACCGAAGAAAGUUUCCCAUACAAAGACAACGGGGCGUAAAAUUCUACCUCAUCCGACAUCAGCUACUAAUGACUCUGACGAGGAUGAUAUUCUUUUGGGGGAUAAUACGCAAGAAAUUGCCAAAAUUACAACUACAGAAAAGAACAAGUCCUCUCCAUUAGCUUCGGCAACCAAGAAGCCAAAGCAAACGGGUCGUAAGGAUACGAAAGUAUGUUCUGAGGCUGUGGCCGAACAAGCUUCUCAUACCCUUCAGAAGUCACGGCAUAGGCGACCAAGAAAGGUAGCCGCGCCCAUAGAACAGCCAUGUCCCAAUACGAAGAUAAUAUCACCACCGCCGUCAUCAGAAAAAGAGUCCACGGUAGUGGAACAGAGAGCUGAAAAGCUAGGUCAAAUUGAGGUCUUAAUUCGGGCAAUGCGCCCCUCUGAUGUUCAUAAGAAAUCUUCGCGGAGUCGUAAGCAGAUAGACUCCCACGGCCAAAUGGCGAAGACUAAGAGUCGGCAAGGGUCAACGACAACUGAUUUAUCAAAUUCUCCAGAAGAUGUAGCCUUCAGAGACUCCGAUCCUUCUUUAAGAGUAGACGAACAUGAGGAACAUACAGAAUUUGAUAUUCCUCAGCAUGGGGAGGUCAUAGAACCUACGACAAGUGAAGGCCUUAAAGAAGCUAUUGAUAGACAAGUCGAUAUCACUACUCCGGAUGAAGAAAGUCACGACAGCGAGCUACUGGUGGGCCACGAAGAUACAAGCAAUAAUGAGAAUGAAAUUGAGGUGGCCGAUCUUCCUUGUAGUUUUGAUAACUCGGGGGAGAUAGUUCCCUUGUUUUCGAAUAAUGAGAUCGACACGAUAGUGAUGGAAAUACCGACAGACAGCAAAAUACUUCCGCUUGGCGAACCUACAUCGCCUAGUGGCUAUUUUAAUGAGGAAAACGUACUCGAUAACCCGCAGGAUUUGGAUCAGACCGCCAACCCUGAUGAUCGAGAAGUAGACUUGGAAAGCAGCGAUAUGGAGAAUACGAACUGUGCAGUAGAAACCGCAUCCUACGAUCUUAUGAGCAAUGAGAUUCAAGACACCCCCAUAGAAGCCCAGGAAGUCAAUCUUGCACAAGAUAAUUCUCGUGAAGCAACCCCGAGUCUACCUGCUGCGAUAGAGCCGGAAGAGACUGCUGCCCAAGUGCCUGAUAUAGCACAGGAAGUUAUCCAACCUCUUAGCUCCCCUACUCUGGAAUUGGAGUUACCUUCCGAUUAUGCUAUAAUCCAGCCAGAUUCCAUAGAACAAGACACGGACCAGCCGCGUCCCCACGAAGAGGAAGAAGCCAUACCUUUGCCUACACCAGAGCCAGCUAUACCAUCUCCACGACAAAUCAGCCCACCUGCCGAAACGUCUGAAUUAGUUCUAAGACCAUUACCGGUCCAAAGCGAACAAAGCAAGGAGGCCGAUCGAACGGAUGUCCCGAACCUACUGAAGAAUCUACCCUCUUCAUCCACACAACCCACCUCCAGAAUUACAGCCCCUAGCACACCAAAGAAGCGCAGUAAAACAUCAGCGGCCCUCGGAAAUGCAAGCAGCAGCCAGCGCACCCCCUCCACCCGGAGAAAACGAGCCCUAACAUCCCUCGUCCCCGACGACCCAGACCAAGACGACGACGAACUAAGCGUCCUCUCAUCAAGCAUCACAACAAGCCCUUUCAUCACCCGGCCUGACCGCAACAUCAUCACCAUGACCCCCCGCCAUCCCCGUGACUCCUCCUCACCGCGUAAAUCCAACCAUCGACACGACUUCCUCAUGGGCUCCAGCACAUAUACACCCCGCCGCAUCAGCAAGCACGCCGCCCCCCCCGCCACCGAUUCCCGCGCGUUCCGCGGCACCAAGCGCAGAUUCAUGGCCAGUAGCCCUGUAGCGCAGAGCUCGCCGCUAGCGCGCACGGUGGUGAAUGUCGAUAGCGUUAGCAUUCUGACCUCUACGCCGUCGCGCCGGGCAAAGACGCGCGGUGGCCCGAGCGUAAUGCUGGAGAGUAGCCCGGUGCGCACGCCCGGCGGCUCGGCGCGUAGGUGCGGCGAGGAUGGGUUCGUGUGCGAUCGCGACUUCUGCUUUACGUGCUGUAAGUAGACAGACAGACAGACAGACAG